CCAGGGGAUGGUGGCAUCAAUUCUAUCGGUGUUCGAGGUGAUCCUGGUGAACCCGGUCGUCCUGGUGUUGCUGGUUAUGUAGGUUUUUCUGGAUUUAGUGGUGAAAAAGGAAUGCGUGGUGAUCCAGGGCUUCCUGGUCUUAUGGGUUUGCCAGGUGAUAAAGGUUUAAAGGGCAGAGAAGGUGAAAGUGUAGAAGGUCAAAAGGGACAGAAAGGAGAACCUGGAUCUCCUGGUUCACCAGGACCACCAGGCCCUGAUGUUGCUGGUAGUGAUAAACCAGAAGAUGAAAUAUUUAAUUAUCUGCAAGGUCAUAAAGGAGCUGAAGGAGAAAAGGGAGAGAAAGGUGAAAAAGGACCUCGUGGCUUUGAUGGGAGGCAAGGAUCUCCUGGACAAAAAGGUUUUCCUGGACCGAAAGGAGAAAAAGGGGAACGUGGUGAUAAUGGUCCAAUGGGAAAAAGAGGUUAAACUGGGUAUCCUGGAGCUUCUGGCGAAAAAGGACAAAAGGGUGAACCUGGACAUUUUGGACCUGAUGGAAGAACAGGACCUAAGGGUUUGAGAGGAGAACCUGGCAGACCUGGUUUUCCUGGUUCUCAAGGUCCACCUGGACCUCCUGGUAUUAUGAUCGAAACUGGAGAGGUUAUACCAGGACCUAGAGGACCUCAAGGAACUCCUGGUGACAGAGGAUUGCCAGGCAUUCCAGGUAAACCUGGAGUUAGAGGACCUGUUGGAUAUCGUGGUGCUGCUGGAGAGCCUGGUCCUCAAGGUCCUCCUGGAGAACCUGGGCCAAUUGGUUUGAGUUUCAAGGGGGAACCAGGAGAUGAUGGCUUUCCUGGAAUACCUGGUCCCCAGGGAAAACCUGGCUUUCCUGGAUUGCAGGGUCUUACUGGAGCAAAAGGUGCACCUGGUCUCACUGUCGUUGGGCCUCCUGGAGAAGAUGGUCGGCCUGGAAAAGAUGGAAUUCAUGGCAUUCAUGGGCCAAGAGGAGAUCCUGGACCACCUGGUGAUAAAGGCUAUCCUGGUUAUGGUGUUAUGAAACAGGGACCUCCAGGAGCUGAUGGUUUACCUGGAUUUCCUGGAGAACCAGGAGAGCCAGGAAUUCCAGGUGCUGAUGGUCCACCAGGCAUUCAAGGAGUAAAAGGGGAUGACUGUGGAUAUUGUCCUCCUGGACGACCUGGUUUCAAAGGAGCUCCAGGAGAUGAAGGAAGGCCAGGACCUCCUGGACCACCUGGCUAUCCAGGGUAUGUUGGCUUGCCUGGUAGGAAAGGAGAUCCAGGAUUGCCUGGAGUUCCUGGUCUUAAAGGAUUUGCUGGCACUCCUGGUGCUGAUGGAAGUGAAGGUCGUCAGGGUCCACCUGGAGAUGCUGGUGAGUUAAUAUACCCACCCGGAAUAAGAGGGUCCAAAGGGGAGCCUGGCGAUAUUGGAUUUUCUGGAGAAUCAGGUCUACCUGGAAGAGAUGGAAGUCCUGGUCUGAAAGGUUUUCCUGGAUUUCCUGGGAGAAAAGGAGAACCAGGUGAUUAUGGUGAUAUUGGACAACCAGGUUUAGAUGGACUUCCUGGUCUUGCAGGUCCUCCGGGCCCAAAAGGAGAACAGGGAGAUGCUGAUUUUGGAUUGCCUGGAUUUCCUGGGUCAAAAGGAUAUCCAGGACUUGAUGGAUUAUCUGGUAUAAAAGGUGCAAAAGGUGAUAAAGGUGAACCAUAUGCUUAUGAUAUGCUUAAGUUGAUUAAAGGUGCUAGUGGACCACCUGGGCCUCCAGGAGAACCUGGCUUACCUGGACGUCCUGGUGCAGAAGGCAAACCUGGGUUUGCUGGUCGUAAUGGUUUACCAGGAAUGCCAGGAAAGAAAGGAGAACCGGGUUUCCCUGGCUCAUCACCUCGAGGUGAGCCUGGUCUGAAAGGCUAUCCAGGUCUUCCUGGGGAUACUGGCCGUCCUGGGUUUCCUGGACCUAAAGGAAAAAGAGGGGAAAAUGGUCUUUUAGGUUUUCCAGGAGGAAAGGGAGAAAUAGGUGAUAUUGGGCCUGAUGGUUUUGAUGGACCACCAGGUUUUCCUGGAUUGGUUGGACAGAAAGGUGACCGAGGAGAUACAGGUCUUAUAGGGCGAACAGGAUUUCCAGGGGAACCUGGGUUUUCUGGUCCUGCUGGACCAAAAGGUGAACCAGGUUAUUCAGGACUUUCAGGUUUCCCAGGAGAUAAAGGAGAGCCAGGUGAUGCAGGUAUAGGAACUAAAGGACUUCCUGGAUAUGAAGGUGUACCUGGUUUGCCUGGCCCUGCAGGUGAUAAGGGAGAACGUGGAAGAGAAGGAUUACCUGGUUUAACAGGACUGAAAGGCACAAAAGGUGAUGAUGGAAUACCUGGUUCAAGAGGACCUGUUGGAAUACCUGGACGUUCUGGCCAACCAGGACUACCUGGCAGAGAUGGAUUACCUGGAUUUGCAGGCAAAAAAGGAGAAAUGGGAGAUAUGGGACCUCCUGGGUUAGAUGGAUUUCCUGGAAGAUCAGGAUUGCCAGGUUUUGCUGGAAUUAAAGGAGAACAGGGUGAAGCAGGUUUCCCUGGUUUAGCUGGAAGACCUGGCCUUCCUGGUCUUCCUGGACUACCUGGCGACCGUGGAUUUCCUGGAGUUCCAGGUGGGAAAGGUGAACCAUCAUUAUUCAGUAUCAAAGGGGAACCUGGUGAGGCAGGAUUGCCAGGUGCAAGGGGACCUCCUGGUCUUCCUGGACGUUCUGGUUUACCUGGUCCCAAAGGAGAACGGGGAAAUCCUGGUUUAGCUUUAGAUGCAGAGCCUGGACUUCAAGGGCUACCAGGACCAAAAGGAUAUCCUGGCUUUCCUGGAUUGCCAGGAUUCAAGGGGGAAAUGGGUGACAUGGGAUUCCCAGGUCCUGAUGGAGAAAAAGGAGAUGAAGGACGUCCUGGCUCACCUGGUCCACCUGGCUUGGAUGGUAUUCCUGGUAUUCCUGGAAAGAAAGGUGAAGCUGGUAAUCCAGGUUUGCCUGGGUUCUUUGGACCUAAGGGUGAAAGAGGACUUGAAGGAUUACGCGGGUUUCCUGGCUCAAAAGGUGACAGAGGUCUUCCCGGUUUUCCUGGAGCUGAUGGAUUUCCAGGUGUUAAAGGCAUCCGAGGUGAUGACGGCCCUAAAGGUUUUCCUUCAGCUACUGAAAAUAAAGGAUUACCAGGUAAUCCUGGAUUGCCUGGUCUUCCCGGUUUCCCUGGUGAAAGAGGUGAUGAUGGAGCUCUUGGAUUACCUGGAUUCAAAGGAGAUCCAGGUGAUCCUGGAUUAGAUGGAAGACCUGGAACUUUGGGUAGAGAAGGACCAAAAGGUUUACCUGGACUUCCAGGAAAGGCUGGAGAAGAAGGUUUUCCUGGACAAUCAGGUGAAGGUUUUCCGGGAGAUCCUGGAGCACCUGGUUUACCUGGAUUUCCGGGGAGACCAGGAAGUAAAGGAGAAUCUGGUGAUCCUGGGCUACCAGGAUUUCCUGGUAUUAAAGGAUUUCCAGGAUUUAGUACGCCAGGCACACCAGGACAGAGAGGGCAACCAGGUCCAGUUGGUCCACCAGGUUUAGAUGGUCUUCCAGGCAUACAAGGUGAGCGUGGUGACGCUGGCCCUCCUGGUUUACCUGGUCUGAUAGGUGAUAGAGGUCUUCCUGGUUUAUCACAGCCUGGAGAAAUUGGUCCUAUAGGAUUGCCAGGCUUAGAUGGGCUUCCUGGGCCACCUGGUAUAAAAGGUGAACGAGGAUUUGUAGGGCCUCAAGGCUUUCCUGGUUUAAAAGGAGAAAGAGGUCAAGAUGGAUUGCCUGGUUUAAGAGGGUUCAAAGGGCUUCCAGGAUUUCCAGGUACACCUGGUGAAAAAGGAGAAUCUGUAAUAGCUAGCAAUAUUGAGAGAGUUUCUGGAGAAAAAGGCAACCGUGGUUUACCUGGUAGGUCAGGGUUUCCUGGAGAAAGAGGACCUAUGGGUGAUCCGGGUUUAGAAGGAUUACAGGGUUUACCUGGCGACCCUGGUUUCCCUGGAAUUGAGGGUCUUCGUGGAUUUCCAGGCAACAAAGGAAUGGCAGGAGAGCCUGGUUACAAUGGUCUUGAAGGUUUAGCAGGUAUCAGAGGCUCACCUGGUGAAGAAGGGCUGCCUGGAUUACCUGGCAAACCAGCUCCAUCUCGAGGGUAUUUUUUUACAAGGCACAGUCAAACAACUUCUAUACCUCAAUGUCCAUUUAAUGCACCACCUAUGUGGACUGGCUAUUCUUUAUUGUACUUACAAGGCAAUGAGAGAGCACAUGGUCAAGAUUUGGGAACACCUGGAAGUUGUCUAAAACGUUUCAGCACUAUGCCAUUUAUGUUCUGCAACCUCAACAAUGUGUGCAAUUUGGCUUCUAGGAAUGAUUUUAGUUACUGGUUAAGCACACCAGAACCAAUGAGCAUGUCCAUGGCACCAAUAGUAGGACAAGAUAUACCUAAAUACAUUAGUCGCUGUGCUGUUUGUGAAACUCCAACUCAAGUUAUUGCUGUACAUAGUCAAACAAUGGAUAUUCCAGAUUGUCCUGAUGGAUGGGAUGGCUUAUGGAUUGGUUACAGUUUCCUAAUGAAUACUGACUCUGGAGCAGAGGGUAUUGGUCAGCCCCUUGCAUCACCUGGCUCUUGUUUGGAAGAUUUCCGACCAUUGCCUUUCAUAGAGUGUCAUGGCCAUGGUCGUUGCAAUUAUUUUACCACCGCACAGAGCUUUUGGUUGGCCACCAUUGAUAGGGUGGACUCUUUUAGUGUGCCUCGCUCAGAAACUCUGAAAGCAGGAAAUCUACGGCGAAAAAUUUCCCGUUGUCAAGUAUGCAUGAGAAGGCAUGCACCUACAAUACAAUUAGGUGGUCGAACUGCUCGAUGAAAUAUUAGCAAAAUAUGAUUUAACAUUUGUGUUUUGCUCAAGCUUAACUUUUUGGGCUACUUAAUAAGUUUCUAAAUAUCACUGAACAUUUUGUUGACUGUUAUUGCUGAUUCAAUACUUCAAUGCUGAAAAAGUGAUUUUUAUUUUAAGGUAUAUGAUCUGCUUUUUCAAAAUUGUAAAUUUAUGAAAUUUAGUGAUCAUCUCAUACAUCAGAAUCUCAUUUUUUAUAAUUUCUGAGGCUUAUAUUUACAAAGUAAUUUUAUUUUUAGUUUUAUUGUGACUUGCUGGUUUUUUUUUUUUUUUUUUUUUUAUGUUUCUGUUUUCUUGCAAAAAUUCAUGUCUUAAAAAAGAUCUGCUUGUUUAAAAUCUGCAUUGCUCAAAAGCUCAUAUUUUUCAUUAUGUUAUGAACUAUUUCACUAAAAUUUUAAAUUGAAUAAUGCUAUAGAUUUUAAUCAGUUUUGAUAGUCAUGUAAAGAGUAUAUGAAUGUGCCAAUAACUGUUUCCUUAUAAAGAGUGCCAAUAUUUAUUUUUAUAUAUGAGCUAUGUUACAUUAUAAAGAAAUAUGAAGGUAUAUUUCUAAUGUCAAUACGUCAUAAAUGCUAUUUUUAAUGAAGCUUUACUGUACUAUACAUAAUUUAAAAAAACAAUAAAAUUCACUGCUACUUUUUCA
This is a messenger RNA of Stegodyphus dumicola, 5527 nucleotides long. RefSeq lists its product as uncharacterized. Gene Ontology annotation, molecular function: extracellular matrix structural constituent conferring tensile strength. NCBI's taxonomy places the organism in Eukaryota, Metazoa, Arthropoda, Arachnida, Araneae, Eresidae. Gene Ontology annotation, cellular component: collagen trimer. Gene Ontology annotation, biological process: extracellular matrix organization. The record is from RefSeq and is a predicted model, not a curated record.